Messenger RNA from Condylostylus longicornis, 2831 nucleotides. It is a transcript of the gene Actbeta, whose product is annotated as GATA zinc finger domain-containing protein 14. Gene Ontology annotation, molecular function: cytokine activity; growth factor activity. The coding region runs from base 168 to 1895 and encodes 575 amino acids. Gene Ontology annotation, biological process: SMAD protein signal transduction. The record is from RefSeq and is a predicted model, not a curated record. The transcript has 2 exons. NCBI's taxonomy places the organism in Eukaryota, Metazoa, Arthropoda, Insecta, Diptera, Dolichopodidae. Gene Ontology annotation, cellular component: extracellular region.
AUAAGGAUAAGGCUGAAAUAUUUGCAGAUCAUCUUGAACAAAUUUUUAGCGCAAAUGACAUACACUCAAACAUAAAUAUUUCAUUGGGAAAUGUGAGAGCAGAAAAAGUUAUCGCUCCAUUUGCACAAAGAGAAAUAGUGGAAGAAAUAAUAAAAAGGGUUAAACCAAUGGAUUUUGAUGAGGUAGCAAUAUUAUGUGCAACAAAACAAGUGGAUGAAGUGGGAUGGCAACAACUGGAUAUCACAUCAACAGUUCAGGAUUGGUACGAAAAUGAGCGCAACAGUAAACUACAACUACUAAUUGAUUGUACAGGAUGUGGCGACAUUUAUAAAUUGCAUUUAUUCAAUAAUUAUUUCGACAAAUUUAAUUAUAUCAGGAAUCAAGUGAGUUACAGUUACCGUGAAAAAAAUGUACUUAUUGAUAAUAAAAAAAAAUAUAACAAAAAUAAAAUCAAACUAAAACAAAAUUUACAAAACUUAAACUUAAUAAAGGAUACAAAUAAAACCAAUAAAAAUUUCAAUAACAAAAACGAUUCAAAUUUAUUUAGUAAAACAUUAUACAAUAAUAUUAAAAUAUUAAAAUAUCAAUCAGAAAGUGAAUCCAGUUUAAAAACAACAUCGAACAAUAAAUAUAAUUAUGUGAAAAACAAAAGCUCAGGCAGAAAUCAACACACAAAUGUAACAUCAGUUAAUGAUAAAAAAAAAUUUAAAAAUAUACAGCCCAAUAUAAUAACUAGCGACGCUAACAAAAAUAUUAAUAAUAGUAACAAUAAUAAAAAUAACAAAAAAAAUAAAAAUAAUAAUAAUAGUAAUUAUUAUAAUAAUAAUAAAAAGAAUUAUAGUAAUUAUAAUAAUAGUAAAAAAAGUAAUAAUAAUAAUAAUAAAGAAGAUAAUAAUAAUAAUAAUAAUAAUAAUAAUAAUAAUAAUAAUAAUAAUAAUAAUAAUAGUAAUAAUAAUAAUAAUAAUAAUAAUAAUAAAAAUAAUAAUAAUAGUAAUAAUGAUAAAAAUAAUAAUUAUAGUAAUAAUAAUAACAAUAAUAAUAAUAAUAUAAGAAAUAAAUACAUUACCAAUGAAUAUAGGAGUAAACAAAAUAACAGUGAUAAUUUAAGUAAGAAAAAGAAAAAAGCUAAACACUAUAAUAUAAGACGCAAUGGCACUAACAUUAGAAAACGUGAUAAUUAUGACACUCAUAAUUAUUACAAAAUCAGUACACAAUAUCCCCAAUAUUUUCAUCAUCAUUAUAGAAAAUAUGGAAAAAAUAAUAUUACUUAUAUUGUUAACGUAAUCAAUGAUGAAAAGAACAAUAAUAAUGAUAAUAAUAAUGGUAAUAAUAAUAGUAAUAAUAAUGAUAAUGAUAACAAUAAUGAUAAUAACAAUAAUAAUAAUAAUAAUAAUAAUAAUAUUAAUAAUAACAAUAAUGUUAACAAUAAUAAUAGUAAUAAAUAUUAUUAUGACAAUAGUAAAUUACCGUUAUUUGAUAAAAACCGACCAAUUUUAGUUUUAGAAACUGAAUCAAAAAGAUCACGUCGCGUGCGCCGUUUGGCUGUUGACUGUUCUGAUAAUGGCUAUAUUGAUGGUUAUAAUAGCUGUUGCCGUGAGUCAUUUUAUGUUAGCUUUAAAGCAUUAGGUUGGGAUGAUUGGAUAAUAGCUCCACAAGGUUAUUUUGCAAAUUAUUGUCGUGGGGAUUGUACGGGCCCACAUCGUACACCAGAUACCUAUGUAACAUUUCAUACACAUUUUAUUGAAGAAUUUCGUAAAACUAAUAGCUUAAAUGGUAUGACCCCUUGUUGUGCACCAACGAAAUUUUCCAGUAUGUCAUUAAUAUAUUAUGGCAAUGAUGGUAUUAUCAAACGAGAUUUACCAAAAAUGGUAGUUGAUGAAUGUGGAUGUCCUUAAAAAACAACACAUUUAAUAACAUCAAUGCAAAAAAUAAAACAAAUGUAUAUUAAAAUGAAUGCGAUAAACUUAAACAGAAGUGGAAGCAAAUUUAUGAAAUAUACAGAGUAUAAAAAAGGUAUACCUACCUAAUUGAAAAUAAAUACAAGAACUAAAGAAUCGAAUUCCUUAACAUAUAAGGUUUGUGUAGAUCCAUAUAAUCAUAAAUAGUAUAUUUACAUAUACAAAUAUAUAUUAUACAUUUUUGUAUUAUUUGUAUUUAUAUUAAUAACAUAUAAUUGUACAUACAUGCAUUUUCUUUAUUGUACGUACAAAAUCACAUAGAUUAUACAUAUUUUAAAAAUUUAGAGCUAAAAUAAAUAUUAUACACUAUCAUGUUCCAUAUGAUAUAUUUUUUUCUAAUUUUUAUACUGAUAUUCUUAACACGUUUGUUAUCAUUUUCAAAGCUCUAUUUCUAUGCAGGGUGAUUCAGUAAAGAAUAUAAUAUUACAUAUCACUCUUUAUGGUAUCAAAAGUGCUUAGAAUUUUUGUUAGAUACUAAUUAUCAAGUCUCAGCAUUUUUCGAGAAACAUGGAUUUUUAUCAAUAUUCACGAAAUUUCUGUUUCCAAAGAUUUUUUACUUAUAACAACCCUUCCGAAAAGGUUCAUACAAACAGUUAUUGAAAGGGCUUGUAAAGUGCUUGAAAGCAAGUUAUUACUUAAUCACAUAUUUUAAAUAUUUUCAAAAUAUCAAGCAUUCGAACUUUAGAAAAAUUUUAAUUUUUCCAUUUUUUAUUUUUUAGUUUUUUUUUAUUUUUUUAUUGAAACUUUAAAACUUUUUUACAAAAUUUUGAUAAGUUUAAUUUAAGUCACUAAAUGUCAAAAAAAAAUUUUAUGGUACAAAAAAAAAUUCUACGUAAAGAUUCCUAUGUAAAGGCCCUAAAAAAAUUUAGAAAC